AUACCAUCUAUCAUAUCUGCUGUUUUUUUUUUGGUGUUUUGCAAGUGACCCCGUGUGAUCUGUGAUUCCUGAGAGCAAGCGAAAAUGCUGCGAGCCCAGUGCCUGACCGUCGCCCUCGUGCUCCUGGGCUGCUCCUCGGCCGUUCUGGCCGGUCGCCUCAGCCAGCGGUACCUGCCCGCCCCGCAGGCCAGCCAGCUGCACUACCACGGCGUCAGCGGCCAGGGACACGCUCGUCCUGGCGCAGGGGCAGGAGCAGGAGGCUUCGCCGGCGCCCCCGGCUUCCAGCGCCAGGCGCAGCAGCCCCAGAUCCCCAUCGUGAGGAGCGACUACCAGAGCGACGCCAACGGCAACUACAACUUCGGCUUUGACACCGGCAAUGGAAUCCACCGCGAUGAGACCGGUGAGUUCCGCGGAGGCUGGCCCCACGGAUCGCUGGGUGUCCAGGGAUCCUACUCCUACACCGGCGAUGAUGGCAAGCAGUACACGGUGAACUACAAGGCCGAUAAGAACGGCUUCCAGGCCGAGGGAGCCCAUCUGCCCGUCUCGCCAUCGGUGCCCGCCGCCCCAGUUGGACGCAGUUCUUAUGGAGCUGGUGGCUAUCGUGGAUCGGCUUCGUCGCAUGUGCCUGCUCCUGCCCCAGCCACCCGUUAUCUGCCCCCAGGAUACCGCCAGCGUAGGCACUACUGAAAAUCGAUGAUAUAUCGAUAAUACAAUCGAUGGUAUAUCGAUGAUAAAAUCGAUGGAGGAACCAAUAUUCUGAAUUUAAAAAUGUAAACCUUAAUAAAUUGACACCCUUUUUGGAAA
Drosophila biarmipes is the source of this 804-nucleotide messenger RNA. RefSeq names its product cuticle protein 2 (gene Cpr11B). NCBI's taxonomy places the organism in Eukaryota, Metazoa, Arthropoda, Insecta, Diptera, Drosophilidae. Gene Ontology annotation, cellular component: chitin-based extracellular matrix. Bases 85 to 687 code for a protein of 200 amino acids. The record is from RefSeq and is a predicted model, not a curated record. Gene Ontology annotation, molecular function: structural constituent of chitin-based larval cuticle. The transcript is spliced from 3 exons.